Messenger RNA from Thyridium curvatum, 2049 nucleotides. RefSeq lists its product as uncharacterized. Gene Ontology annotation, biological process: amine metabolic process. The transcript is spliced from 3 exons. The record is from RefSeq and is a predicted model, not a curated record. Bases 1 to 2049 code for a protein of 682 amino acids. Gene Ontology annotation, molecular function: copper ion binding; primary methylamine oxidase activity; quinone binding. Lineage: Eukaryota; Fungi; Ascomycota; Sordariomycetes; Thyridiales; Thyridiaceae.
AUGGAUACUCAUCCUCAUCCUUUGUCUGCCUUGAGCCUCGACGAGACGAAUCAGGCUCGCGAUGUAGUGCGAAGUCUUCAUAAUGGCUGCGUACUUGAUUUUCGACAGAUCUUCCUGCUGGAGCCCCCAAAGUCCGAAGUGGUGGACUUCCUGGAGCUCGAACAUGCAGGAAAGGUCACUUCCAGCACACCGUGGCCGGCACGAAUGGCUCACGUGCGCUACGAUGUCCUCGAGCCUGGCAAAGCCCCGGCAUAUCAUGAGUCUGACAUCGAUCUGAGAACUUCCAAGCGCAUCAAGCACGAGAUUGUUGCCACGAAACAUCAGCCUGGGCUGACUAUUUUCGAGUUCGAAAAGCUUGUUCAGGCUGUGAACAAAUCGCCCCUCUUCCAAGAAAAGAUGAAAAAGAUCAAAUUGCCUGAGGGAUUCGAACUGGUGGUCGAGCCAUGGCCCUAUGGCGGCCCUGAUGAUGCAGAUGGCCACACCAGGCUGUUCCAAGGACUAUGCUUCGGUCGGGACAAGCGCAGCGGCAAUGCAGACUCCAAUUUCUACCCGUACCCUAUCCCCCUCAUUCCGAUCAUGGACGCCAGGACUGGGGAGAUCAUCCGUGUUGAUGAGCCUGCUACGGGCGGGGUGAAUGAUCCGUACACCAGUCAGGGCACCGCAGAGCAGCCCAUCGACCACUGCCUACCUGGCGAGUAUGUACCAGAGCUGCUUGCCAACGGUUUGCGCAAGGACUUGAAACCCCUCGAGGUCCAUCAACCUGAGGGCGCCAGCUUUACGAUCUCGCAGGGGAACGUCGUCGAGUGGCAGAAGUGGCGAAUGCGGCUCACAUUCAACCCUCGCGAAGGUGCAGUUCUGCACGACAUCCGCUACGACGGCAGAAGCGUGUGUUAUCGUCUAAGUAUGAGCGAGAUGACGGUGCCGUAUGCGGAUCCCAGGUAUCCUUUCCAGCGCAAGCAGGCUUUCGACUUCGGGGAUGGCUCGCUUGGCAAUACCGUGAACAACCUAGAGCUUGGUUGUGACUGCCUCGGCGUCAUCAAAUACUUUGACGGCGUAUUGACGGACGCUGAUGGCUCUGCGGUGGUGACCAAGAAUGUCAUCUGCCUACACGAGCAGGAUAACGGUAUUAAUUGGAAACAUACGAAUUGGCGCACGAACCGCGCUGUAGUAGCACGCCGGCGCGAGCUUGUAUUUCAGUUUAUCAUCACCCUCGCCAACUAUGAGUACAUCUUCGCCUUUAAGUUUGAUCAAGCAGCCGGUAUUACCAUGGAAGCUCGGGCUACUGGAAUCGUCUCCGUGGUUAAUAUUGACGCCGGCAAGAAGGUACCCUGGGGCACUAUUGUCAGCCCCGGCGCUUUGGCUCAGAACCACCAGCAUAUCUUCUGCCUCCGCAUCGACCCUGCGGUGGACGGCCACAAGAAUACCCUCGUUCAGGAGGAGAGCUUACCGCUUCGUCGCGACAAGGACACAAAUCCUUACGGCAACGCGUAUGAAGUCCGGAAGACAAUCAUCUCCACCUCUACCGGAUUGGAUCUGAAUCCCUUCACCAACCGCGUGUUCAAAGUGCAGAACCACUCCAAGCGCAAUCCCAUCAGCGGUAACUACAUCGGAUACAAAGUUGUGACUCCCGCAACACAGAUGCUGUUGGCAGACGAACACAGCAUCCAGUAUAACCGUGCACGAUUUGCCAAGCACGGGCUCUGGGUCACGAAACACAAGGAUGAUGAGCACUAUGCCGCCGGCAGAUAUACAUUCCAGAGCCGGCAUGAAGUCGGCGGCUUGUUUGACGCUGCAGCAAGGAAGGACAACACCAAAGACGAGGACAUUGUUCUCUGGAGCGUGUUCGGCCUGACACAUAACCCACGCGUUGAAGAUUGGCCUGUGAUGCCCGUGGAGAUGAUGUCAGUCCACAUGAUACCGCAGGACUUCUUUACCGAGAACCCAUCCAUUGAUGUGCCCUCUAAGAAGGAUAAUGCGUCGCGGUAUGAGAGUGACUGCUGCAAACAGCAGGAGAUUUUACGCGGAGUUGAGUCAAUGGGAGUGAAAUAA